Messenger RNA from Phlebotomus argentipes, 2144 nucleotides. Its product is annotated as dnaJ homolog subfamily C member 2. Gene Ontology annotation, molecular function: Hsp70 protein binding; ribosome binding. Gene Ontology annotation, cellular component: cytosol. Bases 249 to 2099 code for a protein of 616 amino acids. Lineage: Eukaryota; Metazoa; Arthropoda; Insecta; Diptera; Psychodidae. The transcript has 2 exons. The record is from RefSeq and is a predicted model, not a curated record. Gene Ontology annotation, biological process: 'de novo' cotranslational protein folding; regulation of translational fidelity.
CUUUCUCUGCAUCGACCGAAUCGCGAGAAGCUGGGAAACGCGAGAAAAAUCUCGCUUUUGCGCCUCAAUUUCGCGAUAUAGCGCACAAAAGGGCUGGUGCUUGUGAUAGUGAAGGUGAUAGUGUUGCGAAAAUUGAUCAAUCACGCAGAGAUUAGGCGUAAAAGGUGGGGAAAAGGUGUUCUCCACGUGUUUGAGGUUAGAGACUGCUGUCAUAUUUGGAGGCGCAUUUGGGGCGCAGCACGCGUACAAUGGAGCCGGAAAAUACCGUAACGACAGUCGCACUGAUAUCACCGUACACUCGAAUCCGACUGGUGUGCACAGAAUCGCCCUUUCUCAAGCCCUACGACGACGACUUGAGAGUCCGGGAGCAGCGUGAGUCUGGGCUUUCCCACUCAAACUCCGACUCGGACAUCUCUGAGAAUGACGACAAGUUUUGCGUGGAUGUGGACUUUCUGCGGAGUCUGGAUCCGAAGGAGUGGAAGGAUCAGGAUCACUAUGCUGUGCUGGGAUUGAAGAGUCUCAGAUUCAACGCCACUGAGGAGGACAUUAGGCGAGCUUAUAGGAAAAUUGUAUUAAUUCACCAUCCGGACAAGAGAAAAGCUAAAGGCGAGGAUGUGAGGCAGGAUGACGACUAUUUCACGUGCAUCACGCGCGCUUAUGAGACUCUUGGCACGCCACUUAAGCGCCGCUCCUACGAUUCUGUCGAUCCGGAGUUCGAUGACAAUCUGCCAACGGAGGCGGAGGUGAAGAAGGACUUCUUCCGCGCGAUGGGAAAGUCCUUUGCGCUGAAUGCACGCUGGAGUGAGCGCAAGAAUGUGCCGAGCGUGGGCACAAUGGAGUCCAGCCGGGAGCAUGUGGAUCUCUUCUACAAUUUCUGGUAUAAUUUCGAAUCGUGGCGCGAGUACAGUUACUUGGAUGAGGAGGACAAGGAGCGCGGCCAGGAUAGGGAUGAGCGACGGUGGAUUGAGAAGCAGAACAAGGCGAUCCGGGCGAAGAGGAAGAAGGAGGAGAUGUCCAGAAUACGUGCUCUGGUGGAUUUGGCGUACAAUCACGAUCCGCGCAUACAGAAGUUCAAGCAGGAGGAGAAGGAGCGCCGGAUGGCGGCCAAGAGGGCGAAGCAGGACGCCAUCCAGGCGCAGAAGGCGGAGGAGGAGCGACUGGUGCGCGAGGCGGCGAUGGCGCGCGUGCGGGCGGAGGAGGAGGAGCAGAAGCGCAUCGAGGGGAUUCGGCUGGAGCGUGAGCAGCAGAAGAAGGCGCUGAAGAAGGAGCGCAAGAUCCUGCGCGAUCUGGCGAAGAGCAACAACUACUUUGCCGGCGACGACGACAGGACGCGCGUGAAGAACAUGGAGGGCGUGGAGAAGAUCUGCGAGAUGAUGAAGGCGCUGGAGCUGCAGGAGUUCAAUCGGGAGCUGCAGUCGGGUGGGCAGGAGGUGUUCCUGCGGGUGCUGCGCGAGACGGAGGAGAAGCUGGAGGAGGAACGCCGUGCCAUGCUGACGAAGAACACUUCGUCCACGUCUCUCAACACAGCCCUCCGGAUGGUGGACAAGAACCAGAUGUGGGGCCCGGAGAACAUGCAGAUCCUCAUCAAGGCGGUGAAUCUCUUCCCGGCCGGCACGGCACAGCGCUGGGAUGUGAUUGCCAACUUCAUGAACAUGCACUCGCCCACGGCGGCGGAGCAGAAGUACACGUCGCGCGAUGUGCUGAACAAGGCGAAGGUGCUGCAGAGUGGAGACUUCUCCAAGAGCGUGCUGAAGGCGCAGGCCAAUGAGAAUGCCUUUGAGAGCUUCGAGAAGACGAAGAAGGAUCUCAAGGUGGUGGACAAUGCGGAGAUUAGUGUGAAGGACGAGGCGGCGGCGGAGCCCAAGAAGGCGGAGAGGGCUGAGAUGAAUGGGGCGGACAAGGAGGCGCGCACGUGGACCAAAGAGGAGCAAGCGCUGCUGGAGCAGGCCAUAAAGACGUAUCCCAUCUCCACCCCAGAGCGCUGGGACAGGAUUGCCGAGUGCAUCCCCAAUAGGACGAAGAAGGAGUGCCUGAAGCGCGUGAAGGAGCUCGUGGAUCGCGUGAAUGCCAAGAAGGAAGCCCAGCAGAGUGUCAAGUGACGAGAAGCUAAUCAAUAAACUGUUGUUUUCCACCAGGAGAAGAAA